AUGCCGCUCUCGCGCCAAUGCACCGUUCCCAUCUCUUGUUCAUCAGGGCAAGCGCUGCUGCGGCUGUGGGAAGGGCUGAAUCUCACCAACCCACAGCGCAGCCCCGAGGGCGGCCAAGGAAAGGAACAACUUCAAUGUCGCCUCGAUCAACGUCCCACCUUUACCCCCUCAUCGUCUCCAUUUGCCACCAGGACAAGCGCUGCUGCGGCUGAAAGAGGAGCUGGAUUUCACCACCCUGCAGCGCAGGCCCAAGGACAAGCGCUGCUGCUGCUGCGAGAGGAUUUGAAUUUCACCAACUCCGCAGCGCAGCCCCAAGGGCAAGCGCUGCUGCGGCUGAGAGAGGAUUUGAAUUUCACCAACCCGCAGCGCAGCCCCAAGGUGUACUGGCGGUCAAGGGAGAACUGCAACGUGGUCUUCGGCGUCUCGUGCAACGACCAGGGCCGCGUCGUCACUCUGUCCUUGUGGGGAGUCACAGGGCCUCUGCCAGACUCGAUUGCCAACCUCACUGCACUCACAUCGCUGUGGGUGGGCAACAACGUGACCAGCAUACCCGCCUCGAUUUCCCUGCUCAACUCAACACUCGCCGCACUCUUUUUGGGCGGCAAUGCUAUCAGCGGGAGCUUCCCAGCUGCCAUCACCAAGCUCACUUCUCUGCAGGACCUGAGUCUGGCCGACAAUGACCUAUCAGGCCCUCUUCCCCCGGGGAUUGGCAAGCUGCCCCAGCUGGAAAUGCUUCGCUUGGAUGGGAAUCGCCUAUCAGGACCCAUCCCCUCCCUCAUCUCCUCGCUUUCUUCCCUCUCCUACCUCUCGCUCGCUUCGAACGAGCUCACAGGGGCCAUCCCCCCACAGAUAUCCGCGUUACAAGCCCUGCAGUACAUUGAUGUGCGAAACAACCUUUUGUCUGGAGUGAUUCCCCCACAGAUCGGCAACAACUACAACCUCAACUGGCUGUACCUGAGCAACAACCGCCUGUCUGGGUCCAUCCCUGCUUCCAUUGGCCGUCUCGAUCGCCUGCGAUACAUGUUCAUUGAUGUUAACGUGCUCAGUGGGUCCCUUCCUGACUCUAUCACUGCGCUCAGUGCACUCGUCUACCUCAUCGCAAGCCACAACCUUCUCUCUGGCCCCCUCCCCACCAACAUUGGCCAGCUUCCCAAACUUGCCUUCCUGUCUAUAAGCAACAACUCUCUAUCAGGACCCCUCCCGCCCUCCAUGGGCCAGCUCAGUCACCUGCAGAUCCUGGACCUGUCUCGCAACCGUCUCUCAGGUGCUAUUCCAGAUGCGUUCGCUGACAAGCCAGCCCUCAACUCCAUCGAUAUUUCUUUCAACGCUCUCACAGGCCCUCUGCCACCCACACUAUCCAGCUGUGGCUCUCUGUACACGCUGGACGUGAGCAGCAACUCCCUCAGUGGCGCUCCCGGCACCGUUGUCAGCAACAUGCCCACCCUCUCCUACCUCAACCUGUCUCAGAACUAUUUCACAGGCCUUGUACCCAGAGUGACAGACAGUCAACAAAUGGUCUCGUACGACAUCAGCGCCAACUACUUCCACGGGCCUGGGCUUGUCUCCGACACCACCCCCCUUGCGCUGCCCCUCUGCAAGACGGGAUUCGAGCCGGGAACCUUCUCGGCAGCUUCCAACUGCCUGGUGUACGGCGUUGCUACGGAGAACUCGUGUCCCACUCGCACCGGCCCCAUGAGCACCGGGGAGCUGCUGCAGGUGGACACUCAACGCUCAGUGGCAGCCUGCCUCGCCUUCUGCCGCACCAACGUCACUCGCACCGCUGCCAACUCCCAGUGCGGCUCUCUGGGGACUUGCGUGGUGGAGCUGUCAGGUUCUCCCCCCCGCCCCUCCUUCUCCUGCGACUGCUUCAAAGGGACUGUUCGCUCGGCUGACGGCCUAAACUGCACUGCAAUAG
Molecule: messenger RNA, 1915 nt
Organism: Closterium sp. Naga37s-1
Lineage: Eukaryota; Viridiplantae; Streptophyta; Zygnematophyceae; Desmidiales; Closteriaceae
Source: the annotation of a GenBank genome assembly